Molecule: messenger RNA, 2043 nt
Organism: Lycium ferocissimum
Lineage: Eukaryota; Viridiplantae; Streptophyta; Magnoliopsida; Solanales; Solanaceae
Product: sugar transport protein 10-like
Exons: 3
Coding region: 330-1847 (505 amino acids)
Biological process (GO): monosaccharide transmembrane transport
Cellular component (GO): membrane
Molecular function (GO): monosaccharide transmembrane transporter activity
Source: RefSeq, a predicted model, not a curated record
UAUUUAAAAAAAAAAAGAUAAGCAAAGCAAAAAGAGAGGGCAGGCAACAAGUUUGCCGCGCUCAUGUAGAACAAGGGAAAAAAUAUUAUAAAAACAAAGCAAAAAAAAAUUCAAAAAAAGUUCAAAGGCCUCUCUCAACAAGAAGAAAAAAAAAAAGAUUAUUGAGAAAAAAAGGCCUUUGUUUCAAAUAUCCCUUGAAAUUAAUCUUGUGUAUCCACCACUAUCAAAUAGAAACUCACAAAAGAAUUUGUAUAUACAUUAUUAUUACUAUUUUUAAAUUUUCGUUAAAAAAAGUUAGAAAUUUUAAUUUGAUAAAUUCAUCAUAAAAGAUGGCUGGAGGAUUUGUAGGAGGUGGAAAUGGAGGUCCUGAAUAUGAAGGAAAAGUUACAACCUUUGUUAUUAUGACAUGUUUGGUUGCUGCCACUGGUGGUCUACUCUUUGGUUAUGACAUUGGUAUCUCAGGAGGAGUGACAUCUAUGGAUGAAUUCUUGCUCAAAUUUUUCCCAAAUGUCUACCACAAGGAGAAGGCCUUGAAAGCAGGGGGAAACCAAUACUGCAAAUUUGAUGACCAUAUGUUGCAACUCUUCACUUCAUCACUUUAUUUAGCAGCAUUGGUUUCUUCAUUUGCAGCUUCAAUAACCACCAAAGCCUUUGGCCGCAAAAUCUCCAUGCUUAUCGGAGGUCUAAUUUUCCUAGUAGGUGCCGUCCUGAAUGGUGCGGCCAUGAACUUGGCCGCACUCAUCAUAGGGCGCCUGUUGCUUGGUGUUGGCAUUGGUUAUGCCAAUCAGUCAGUCCCCGUCUACCUCUCGGAAAUGGCCCCACCUAAACUCAGAGGAGCACUCAACGUGUGCUUCCAAAUGGCGGUCACAAUUGGCAUAUUCGUCGCGAACUUGGUCAAUUACGGUACCUCUCAAAUGAAGAAAAACGGGUGGAGAGUUUCGCUCGUGCUCGCAGCAGUCCCCGCUGUUAUCAUGACCGUUGGAGCGGUUUUCCUACCCGACACACCUAAUUCCUUGAUCGACAGAGGUCAGAAGGAGGAAGCAAAAACCAUGUUGCAGAAAAUUCGUGGUACCAACAACGUUGACAACGAAUUCGAGGACCUUAUCAUAGCGAGCGACAUGUCUAAGCAGGUGGAAAAUCCAUGGGCCAACAUAAUGCAACCUAGGUACAGACCACAAUUUACAAUCGCGGUCCUAAUUCCGUUCUUCCAGCAGCUCACCGGUAUCAAUGUCAUUAUGUUCUACGCACCUGUCCUUUUCAAGACUCUCGGAUUUGGUGACGGGGCUGCCUUGAUGACCGCGGUUAUCACUGGACUUGUCAAUGUCUUUGCCACCGCUAUCUCCAUAUUCACUGUUGAUAGAUUUGGCAGGAGAGUCUUGUUCCUCAUAGGUGGUUCAAUAAUGCUCGUCUGCCAGAUUGCUGUUGGUGCCAUCAUAGCCAGUGUGUUUGGGAUGGAUGGCCUGGGAUCAUUCAGCAAGGGACUAGGAAAUGGUACAGUGGCCUUAAUUUGCAUAUACGUAGCAGCAUUCGCGUGGUCAUGGGGGCCGUUGGGUUGGCUCGUGCCUAGUGAAGUUUUCCCUCUGGAAAUCCGAUCAGCAGGGCAAUCAAUUAACGUUUCCGUCAAUAUGUUCUUCACCUUUGUGAUCGGUCAACUCUUCCUUACGAUGCUCUGCAAGUUGAAGUUCGGUCUGUUCUUCUUCUUUGCUGGAUUCGUCGUAAUCAUGACACUAUUCAUCGCCUUCUUCCUCCCCGAGACCAAAGGUAUCCCUAUUGAAGAAGUGAACAGAAUAUGGAAGAAUCAUUGGUUCUGGAAAAAGUACAUGCCAGUUGAUGAGAAUCAGGCUUAAAUGACGAUCAGUCUGGACACCUAGCGGUCAUGUACUAUCAUAUCAUAUCAUAUCAUAUGGGGCGAGGGAAAAAAAAAUUAAACGGAAGAUUGUAAAUAUUAGUUUUUGGCCCUCGCGUAUGCUGCUACUAUUAUAAUUUUUAUUUUUAUUUAUUAAUUUUCAAUAUGAAUAAACUACUCUCUUUUCUGCUUGCUUA